Mucor velutinosus is the source of this 774-nucleotide messenger RNA. It is a transcript of the gene NIT3, whose product is annotated as Omega-amidase nit3. Lineage: Eukaryota; Fungi; Mucoromycota; Mucoromycetes; Mucorales; Mucoraceae. Gene Ontology annotation, cellular component: vacuolar membrane. The coding region runs from base 1 to 774 and encodes 257 amino acids. The record is from RefSeq and is a predicted model, not a curated record. Gene Ontology annotation, biological process: intracellular manganese ion homeostasis. Gene Ontology annotation, molecular function: manganese ion transmembrane transporter activity; iron ion transmembrane transporter activity. The transcript has 5 exons.
AUGUCAAGCAUCAUCAAUAAACUUCGAAGACGUCAUUCACAUGAAUAUGCGCCCUACCAACAUUUGGAGCAACAUUUUGAAUCUGCCGAAAUUGUAAGAGAUACCAUCAUUGGUCUUUCUGAUGGCUUAACUGUGCCAUUUGCCUUGGCUGCUGGCCUUUCCUCGCUUGGUAGCUCAAAGAUUGUCAUUUAUGGUGGUGCUGCUGAACUUGUAAGUGGCGCUAUUUCAAUGGGUUUGGGCGGUUACUUGGCUGCGAGAUCAGAGAUUGAUCAUUACCGCACUGAACGCCAAAGAGAGGAGCGUGAGGUAGAGGAGUGCCCACAAGAUGAGGAAGACGAAAUUGUGGAUAUUUUGGAGCCUUACGGAUUGGACAGAGACACCAUUCAACCUCUGAUUGAGAAGCUCAAGAGCGACCCUCAAAAGUUUGUUGAUUUCAUGAUGAAAUUCGAGUUGAAUUUGGAGAUGCCUGAUCCUCGCCGUAGCUGGAUUUCCGCAUUGACCAUUGGUUUAUCCUACUUUAUUGGUGGUUUGAUCCCAUUGUUACCUUACUGUUUCUUUGACGACUCGAUCUACGCUCUUUAUAUCUCUGUCGCUGUGACAUUCUUGACAUUGCUGGUGUUUGGUUACAUCAAGAGUAGACUAGUGAAUCCAAAUGGUGCUGUUUGGGGUGCUAUUCAAACAUUAUUAAUUGGUGCUAUUGCUGCUGGUGCAAGUUAUGGUAUCGUCUAUUUAUUACCUCAAGAACCAGGUGUCUUGUUCUUCAAUAAAGUUUAA